GGCGCACCACGUGAAAGAGAGAGAGGAGUAGAGAGAGAGAAAGAGAUAGGGCGCAUAAGGUACACGUCAAAUUCAUGUUAUGAAUGAAUUUAGGCUACCGGCAGGCCCUAAAUCCCGGAUUGAAUUCUUGUGAUUGAAUUCUGGAAGGAGCUACCUUAUUUUAAAACCAGAUUACACCACAAUGGGUGGUCUACUAAGUUAUUUCAGAAAUUUGUUGGGGAGCCGGGAGAUGAGAAUCCUCAUUUUAGGUUUAGAUGGAGCAGGAAAGACUACUAUAUUAUACAAAUUACAAGUGGGUGAGGUAGUUACUACAAUUCCGACAAUCGGUUUUAAUGUGGAGCAGGUGACAUACAAAAACCUCAAAUUCCAAGUAUGGGAUUUAGGUGGACAAACAAGUAUAAGACCAUAUUGGCGUUGCUAUUAUUCCAACACAGAUGCUAUUAUUUAUGUUGUGGACUCAGCUGAUCGCGACCGAAUAGGUAUAUCCAAAGAUGAACUCCUAGCUAUGCUCAGAGAAGAAGAACUUCAAGGAGCAAUCCUGGUGGUUCUUGCCAACAAACAAGACAUGGAGGGCUGCCUAAGCGUAGCGGAAGUUCAUCAAGCCCUUGGCCUAGAAGCUCUAAAAAACCGUACUUUCCAGAUAUUCAAGACAUCUGCUACCAAAGGUGAGGGGCUAGAUUCAGCAAUGGAUUGGCUAUCCAAUGCUCUUCAAAACCGUAAAUAAUUUUAAUGGUCAAAAGCCUUCUGCACUAAGUUCCUUAAGACUGGAAAUACCUAUCAAGUGAGUCUAUUUCUCACUAAACUGUACCAACCAAUAUUUUUUGACUCUAUUGAGACCUGUUUUUCUAUAACUACCAAAUUUCUUUCAAUGUACUUUGGUGUUAUUCUUGUGUUGGUCUAUAGAAGUUAAUCAAAGUGAUUGUAGUUUGGUAAGCUCUGUUGACUAGCAAAUGUGAAUGUAUUAAUUUUACACCUAUCAACUUUUCUUCAGUUAAACUAGAAUUCACUAAUUUAAAAGUCUGUCUUGUUUUCUGGUUGCCAGAAAUACCUAAGUGCAUUUAGUGCAGCAAAUGGUGCAUUUUUAUUUCUAUGCUCAAGUUAAACAUUUUAUUUUGGGAUAAAUCGGGAGCUGAAACUGUAAUCUACCAGUAUAUGUCAAACUGGUUGGGACUUUGUGCAAAUAUCUAAAAGGAAUGUGUGUGCUGGAAGUUUUAAGGAAACUUGAAUUAAGAAACAAAUGAAUUCCAAAGUUAAAGAUGUUACCCAGUUUUUAUCAUUGCUGUAAAUCUAUCUGAGCUGCUUACUAUUAUGAGGUACCCUGAUGAAUUGCACUUCAAAAUUAUGGAACUUUUCUCAAGAUUCGCCUCUUAAUUGAUUUGUUUUGAAGUUGUGGUAUAUGUGCUCCUUGUGAGAGACUAAAACCUGUUCUGCAGCGGUCUUACUGUCUCAUUGACUUUGUUGUAAAUAUUUGAGUUUAAUUUAUCAAAAUAUACUGAGUGCCUUUUGUACAUUCAGAAUUUUAAUGUAUUCACUUCAUUGUUACAAUUUAAAAAAUAUCUAAGUCAUCCUAUUGUACAAACUCGACUCUCAAAAUACCAAGAACAAAUCUCAGUUUGUCGCUGACAGGUAAUGAAUCUGGUACUCGUGGAGUACUCUGGUAUUAUGCAAACCCACUGAGAUCUGUUGACACGAUUCGGUGAAAUUGUUGUUUCUUUUGAAUUCUUAUUCAACCUUCUUUACUGGCAAGAGUAUCUGAGAACACUGUUUGAUGGAUCGUUUAUCAUAGAGCUUGUGAGUUAUAUUUGUCUUCUAUGCUUGGAAGGGGAUGCGGGAAAAAUUUGAAGAGCCUAGGUAAAUUUUGAAUCUUUUCUUUCCCUCUCUUCAAUUUUCUAUGGUACUAGGUUCAUAGCUGUUUGUUUGGACUGUACAUGUAUACAGCUUUCUUUCACAAUGCAGAGCUGAUCAUUUUGCUAUGGGUUAUGGAAUAGACUUCUCUUUUUAGCAUAUCAGUUGCCUUCUCUUUGUGUUCUUGAAAUAUGUAAGGAAGCAGUUUCUAAUCCUCACAGUCCAAUGUUGUCAAUGAUAUCUUAAACUGAGAGUGAAUCAUAAAUACAGAAUAAUAUUCUACAGUAUGAAAUGCUGUAGAAUUCAUGUGGUUUGUUCAAUAAUCUAAUUUGUAUGGAAAAUAAAUUCAAGAUGAAAACAUAAA
Thrips palmi is the source of this 2209-nucleotide messenger RNA. RefSeq names its product ADP-ribosylation factor-like protein 1 (gene Arl1). NCBI's taxonomy places the organism in Eukaryota, Metazoa, Arthropoda, Insecta, Thysanoptera, Thripidae. The transcript has 5 exons. The record is from RefSeq and is a predicted model, not a curated record. Gene Ontology annotation, molecular function: GTPase activity; GTP binding. Bases 182 to 724 code for a protein of 180 amino acids. Gene Ontology annotation, biological process: vesicle-mediated transport; intracellular protein transport. Gene Ontology annotation, cellular component: cytoplasm; Golgi apparatus.